Molecule: messenger RNA, 1698 nt
Organism: Orycteropus afer afer
Lineage: Eukaryota; Metazoa; Chordata; Mammalia; Tubulidentata; Orycteropodidae
Gene: TAF6L
Product: TATA-box binding protein associated factor 6 like
Biological process (GO): transcription initiation at RNA polymerase II promoter; RNA polymerase II preinitiation complex assembly
Cellular component (GO): transcription factor TFIID complex; SLIK (SAGA-like) complex; SAGA complex
Molecular function (GO): RNA polymerase II general transcription initiation factor activity; transcription coactivator activity; protein heterodimerization activity
Source: RefSeq, a predicted model, not a curated record
AUGUCGGAGCGGGAAGAGCGGCGGUUUGUGGAGAUUCCUCGGGAGUCGAUCCGGCUCAUGGCAGAGAGCACGGGCCUGGAGCUGAGUGACGAGGUGGCCGCCUUGCUCGCCGAGGAUGUGUGUUACCGCCUCCGAGAGGCCACACAGAAUAGCUCUCAGUUCAUGAAGCACACCAGACGCCGGAAGCUGACGGUGGAGGACUUCAACAGGGCUCUCAGAUGGAGCAGCGUGGAGGCAGUUUGUGGUUACGGAUCCCAGGAGGCGCUGCCCCUGCGCCCAGCCAGAGAGGGCGAGCUCUACUUUCCUGAAGACCGAGAGGUUAACCUGGUGGAGCUGGCCCUGGCCACCAACAUCCCCAAAGGCUGUGCUGAGACAGCUGUGAGGGUUCAUGUCUCCUACCUGGAUGGCAAAGGGAACCUGGCUCCUCAGGGGUCAGUGCCCAGUGCCGUGUCUUCACUCACGGAUGACCUUCUCAAGUACUAUCAGCAAGUGACUCGGGCCGUGCUGGGGGAUGACCCACAGCUGAUGAAGAUUGCUCUCCAGGACUUGCAGACCAACUCCAAGAUCGCGGCUCUUCUGCCCUAUUUCGUGUAUGUGGUCAGUGGGGUGAAAUCUGUAAGCCACGACCUGGAGCAGCUGCACCGGCUGCUGCAGGUGGCAAGGAGCCUGGUUCGGAAUCCACACCUCUGCCUAGGGCCCUAUGUCCGCUCCCUGGUGGGCAGUGUGCUCUACUGCGUCCUGGAGCCACUGGCUGCCUCCAUCAACCCCCUGAAUGACCACUGGACUCUGCGGGACGGGGCUGCCCUGCUACUCAGCCACAUUUUCUGGACUCACGGGGACCUGGUAAGUGGCCUCUACCAGCAGAUCCUGCUCUCCCUGCAGAAGGUUCUGGCCGAUCCCGUGCGACCUCUCUGCUCUCACUACGGGGCAGUUGUGGGGCUGCAUGCCCUGGGCUGGAAGGCGGUAGAACGGGUCCUGUAUCCACACCUGUCCACUUACUGGACAAACCUGCAGGCUGUGCUGGAUGAUUAUUCCGUAUCUAACGCCCAAGUCAAAGCAGAUGGGCACAAAGUCUAUGGAGCCAUUCUGGUAGCGGUGGAGCGACUGCUGAAGAUGAAGGCGCAGGCUGCAGAGGCCAGUAGGGGAGGCCUAAAGGCCAGGGGAUGCCGGCGCCCCGACGACCUGCCCUGGGACAGCCUCCUCCUGCAGGAGUCACCCUCCGGGGGCGGUACAGAGCCAGGCUUUGGGUCCGGCCUCCUGCUGCAGCCAGCAAGCGUGGGGCCGGAGGAUCCUUCCCCUUCGGUGACCCUGGCGGACAUCUACCGAGAGCUCUACGCCUUCUUCGGGGACAGCUUGGCCAUCCGCUUCGGCACAGGCCAGCCCGCGCCCACGGCCCCAAGGCCGCCCGGGGACAAAAAGGAGCCGGCGGCCGCCACAGACUCGGUACGGAAGAUGCCGCAGCUGACCGCCAGCGCCAUGGUCAGCCCGCAGGGCGACGACAGUCCCCGGGGCGCUGGUGGCGGCCCUCCGUCGGCCUCUGCACCCUCCGCCGGGCGCCUCUUCCAGACGGCCUUCCCCGCGCCGCACGGGCCCAGCCCGGCAUCCCGCUACGUGCAGAAGCUGCCCAUGAUCGGCCGCACCGGCCGCCCGGCUCGCCGCUGGGCGCUCUCGGACUACUCGCUCUACCUGCCGCUCUGA